Pteropus alecto (black flying fox) is the source of this 716-nucleotide messenger RNA. RefSeq names its product trafficking protein particle complex 5 (gene TRAPPC5). The coding region runs from base 108 to 674 and encodes 188 amino acids. The transcript is spliced from 2 exons. NCBI's taxonomy places the organism in Eukaryota, Metazoa, Chordata, Mammalia, Chiroptera, Pteropodidae. The record is from RefSeq and is a predicted model, not a curated record. Gene Ontology annotation, cellular component: TRAPPII protein complex; TRAPPIII protein complex; TRAPPI protein complex. Gene Ontology annotation, biological process: endoplasmic reticulum to Golgi vesicle-mediated transport.
GCCCACACAACUGCCCGCCACGGCGCCUGCGCACAGAGGGCCUUUUACGGCGUCGUAAAGCAGCUCGGUCGAGCCGACGGCUGCAGUUCCCGGGCGGCGGCGGCGGCAUGGAGGCGCGCUUCACGCGCGGGAAGUCGGCGCUGCUGGAGCGCGCGCUGACGCGGCCACGCACCGAGGUGAGCCUGAGCGCCUUCGCGCUGCUCUUCUCAGAGCUGGUGCAGCAUUGCCAGAGCCGCGUCUUCUCCGUGGCCGAGCUGCAGGCGCGCCUGGCGGCGCUGGGUCGCCAGGUAGGCGCUCGCGUUCUGGAUGCGCUGGUGGCUCGAGAAAAGGGUGCCCGGCGGGAGACCAAGGUGCUGGGCGCCCUGCUGUUUGUCAAGGGCGCCGUGUGGAAAGCGCUGUUCGGCAAGGAGGCUGACAAGCUGGAGCAGGCCAACGACGACGCACGCACCUUCUACAUCAUCGAGCGGGAACCGCUCAUCAACACCUACAUCUCGGUGCCCAAGGAAAAUAGCACACUGAACUGUGCCAGCUUCACGGCAGGCAUCGUGGAGGCAGUGCUCACGCACAGUGGCUUCCCCGCCAAGGUCACAGCGCACUGGCACAAGGGCACCACACUAAUGAUCAAGUUUGAGGAGGCUGUCAUCGCCCGAGACCGAGCCCUGGAGGGCCGUUGACCUCGCCCCUGAAGAUAAAGGAUGAGAGAGCCCUUUUCCCAA